Arachis stenosperma is the source of this 480-nucleotide messenger RNA. RefSeq lists its product as uncharacterized. The coding region runs from base 1 to 480 and encodes 159 amino acids. The transcript has a single exon. Lineage: Eukaryota; Viridiplantae; Streptophyta; Magnoliopsida; Fabales; Fabaceae. The record is from RefSeq and is a predicted model, not a curated record.
AUGAUUGGAGAGGCGAUAACAAACGGGCGCAUUUCUCCACUUUUGGUAGGACGAGAUCACAUUGAGCUGUCGUACUUGCAGUUUGCGGAUGAUACUAUACUGUUCUGCCCUCCAGAGGAAGAGACUAUCAGAAAUUACAAGCGCUUACUGUGUUGCUUUGAACUGAUGUCCGGGUUGAGUAUUAAUUUUGAGAAGUCCAAUUUCAUUCCAGUUAAUUGUGAACAGCGUUGGACGGGACAGAUGUGUCAACUAUUGGGAUGUAAGGAAGCCUCUCUACCAGUCCGAUAUCUUGAAAUCUCUCUGGGAACGAAUCCAAGGUUAGUUAAAACUUGGAAACCGGUGAUUGAUAAGGUGGAAGAAAAGUUGAGCUUGUGGAAGGCGAAGACUCUCAAUAAAGCAGGCAAGUUAGUUCUCAUCAAGUCCGUUCUCAAUAGCCUACCUAUAUACUAUCUCAGCCUAUACAAGAUGCCAAGGCAGUAG